CUUCCAAUCCUGGAGAGAGACAGAGAGGGAGAAAGAAGGGGAGGCAUCGCGUCGUCCAUCGAGAGCGCGGCGGAGGAGGCGGAGGAGGAGCAUCCAUGGCCGCGGUGGUUCGGAGCGUGAUGCAGGGCAUCAAGGAGAAGGGCCUCACCGGCUUCCUCCGUUACGCCCGCGACGAGGGAUACCUAAAAUGCCUUGGGGAUGGAAACCUAUUGCAAACAAAAAUUCACAACAUUGGCGCAACCCUUGUAGGAGUUGACAGUUUUGGAAACAAAUACUAUGAGAAAACACAUGACACUCAGUAUGGAAGGCAUAGGUGGGUAGAGUAUGCGGAGAAGGGUCGCUACAAUGCAUCCCAAGUGCCUGCUGAAUGGCAUGGAUGGCUGCACCACAUUACAGAUAGCACUGGGGAUAAGCUCUUGGAGGAGAAGACUAAAAAGUAUAUUAGGGAGCACAGACAGAACUACACUGGACAGGGUGAUGACUUGAUCUACCACUCCAAGGGGCAUGCGCUAAACCCAGGACAAAGGGACUGGACAAGGUACCAGCCUUGGGAACCAAAGAAAGAAGAGGCGUCCUGAACUGAAUGGUACCCAGUAAUCCUCUUUGUGUUUUGUUGUCAGCGAUUGGUGCUGCGGAUCUGAAUCCGUCGCUCAGCUUGGUUUCAUGUACUGGAUCUAAAUAAUGUAUGCGGUAUAGAAUACCUGUCCUGAGCCCUGAACAGUUUUAAUCCUUGCCUGGAUAUAUGCCAAAAAAUUAAAAACUGGCGAUUUGAUCGUCUGUGUUUGAAUUUAAGGAUUUUGUGUGGAUAUUGAGACCGAAAAUUGUUGCCGUUGUGUAGUUUUUAUACUCCCUCCGAACCAUGACAAGUGUCUUAAAUUUAGUACAACUUAUUUGAU
Molecule: messenger RNA, 896 nt
Organism: Brachypodium distachyon (stiff brome)
Lineage: Eukaryota; Viridiplantae; Streptophyta; Magnoliopsida; Poales; Poaceae
Product: probable NADH dehydrogenase [ubiquinone] 1 alpha subcomplex subunit 12
Exons: 5
Coding region: 96-578 (160 amino acids)
Biological process (GO): response to oxidative stress; mitochondrial respiratory chain complex I assembly
Cellular component (GO): membrane
Source: RefSeq, a predicted model, not a curated record